Clonostachys rhizophaga is the source of this 1386-nucleotide messenger RNA. Lineage: Eukaryota; Fungi; Ascomycota; Sordariomycetes; Hypocreales; Bionectriaceae. The record is from the annotation of a GenBank genome assembly.
AUGCGGAGAGGUGGACGGCCACUUACUCGAGUGCGGAUCCAUAGAGACAAGUUCGGCUUCGAUAUUUCCGUCAUUCGUUUGCGAGGCCGCCAUGCAGGGCACGGCCGGAACCUCCUGAUUCAUCCUGGAAAUCCUGGAGAUAGCGGUAUGGGCUUCAUGUACAAGCACGGGGGUCACCUGAGCACGAUCAUCGGAGAGGGACAUCAUAUCGUCUCCUUCGACACUCGAGGCUUGAACUCGUCAUGGCCUCAGGUCAAGUGCUUUCAAGAGGAUAAGGGCCGAAAGAAAAGUCUCGAUCUGUGGUACAAGUACAUCAAGAGCAAAGAAGACGCCCGCGUUCUUUGGCAAAAGGCCCGGAGAUUUGUGAAGGCUUGUGAGACUAACAUGGGCCAACACGGCAAAUACACCAACUCGCUACAAAUUGCAGCUGACAUGGAAGCUAUUCGGAAAGGCCUGGGUCAGGAUACGCUGAACUUUUGGGGACUCAGCUACGGAGGUGUCCUUGGUCAUACAUAUUCCGUCUUAUUUCCUGAUAGAGUUGGACGUGUGAUUCUCGAUGGCUCUCUCCACCCCAAGGAGUGGUUCGGCUUUUCUGCAUUCGGUGAGCUUGGUUAUAGAGUCACCAAGUGUUUUGAGUCGUUCAUCCACAGGUGCCACUCAAACAGGGCGAGAUGCCCGUUCGAGCCACUUCCUGAUGAUGAUAAGGCUCUUCGGGCCGAGGCGCUCUCAUUUGUUGAGAAAAUUAAAACUCUCAAGACUCCAACCGUGCGGCUCAAUAGCACCCACCAUGGCCUUAUUGGGAGACUGGAUGUUUGGACCAAAGGUAUAAUACCCGCGCUGGGAAGUCCACUCAAGUGGCACGAUCUUGCCAACCGGCUUGCAAGUCUCAUGCGUGGAGAUCCCGAGGAAGCAUUUUUGGCAUAUGGGACUUACCACGAGCCGCCCUUUAACGGCCCUGAAAUGAAUGAUUAUUACGACCUUGUUGUUCUGAAUGAUGCCGCAGACGGAGAGUGGAAUAGCGAGGAGUGGAAUGAUGAUUAUAGAAUGAGCAACAUUAUCACAAGUUCAUUCCUAGAUUUCCACCCGACGGCCCUCAUCGAAUUCGAGCGCUUUUUGCAGGUGACGCGAUGGCGCAAUACUCUGACCAACCCCGUGAUGUGGGAGGAUCAACCCGAAGAAAAACCCGGCAACCCUAUCUUGUUUAUUUCGACCGGUGAACCCUGCGUUGGGGGCGAUCCUGUUUUCAGACGUGACGGCAAUGAAUGGCUCGCCAUACAGGAUCGUGCGGGUCACACCAGCAUAAGCAUGCCAUCCAAGUGCGUGGCACUGGCGAUCCGCGAAUUUCUAGACGGCCGCCCCCCAACAAGUCAGGGUGCUUUCGAAUAG